AGUGAAGGAGGAUGAAGAGGAGAAAGGAAACUCUACUUCAGUAACUAUGGGAGAAAUUCCCAAGGACAACCUGGCACGAUACAGAUUUCCUACUGUUUUUUGGUUUUAUUUUAGGAAAAGAAAUUAUCCUGUUCUUGAACCAAAUUGAUCUGACACCCUAAAAAGGGGACACUGAGGGAGCUUUUUCCAUUCUGCUUAAGAAACUCUUAAAAAUUCAUUAAUUCAAGGAAGCAGUGAGCUUGAAGACUGAAGCAAAAUAACUUCCAACUUCUCUUCAUGAAAAAUCUUUUUGUCAUUCUCCAAAGAUGUAAUUACCUGAUAUUUGUUUCAAGGUAAAGAAUGUUAUUUCCCAGACAAUCACAAUUUUGGGGCAUCUUGCUCUUUUUCAUGGAGAUAAAAAGCUACAAUUGCCUUCUGUAAUCAUUAAAAUCAGAAUGACCUGAAAUCCAGGCAAAUGAGGUUUUUUUACUGGUGCUUCCCCUCCCAAUCUACUUUUAAAGUUCCUGUUUGCAGCACAGUCAAAACCAGUUUUUAAGUCUGUUGAGAUGGAGGUGAAUGGUGAUUCCAGGUGGAAUGAAGAGGUGGAGGAAUGAGCCUCUUUGGAGGUUUCUUCUGCCCCUUGGCUCCAGUUUGCAGCCCUAGUUAGUUGGGGUGCAGCAUUGCAGGAUGUAUGUACCGAGUCGUUCAGACAACGGGACCAGAUGGGAAAAAACUUCUGAAAUUGCUUCCCAUUUCUAAAACUUCUGGAAGCUUUGUGCCAAUAGUUCAGUCUCCAGCCAUGCCAAAUAAUUCUAAUGCAAAUGUUUCUAGCCCAGUCCAUCUUACUUUUAAGACACAGCUUGGCAAUACUGCUGCACCUUCAUCUGUUAAGAUACCUAUUUUUCAGCCUCCUAAUCCUGGAAAGAUUGUUCUUAGGAGGACAUUAGACAAGCAGGAAAGUGCUAGGGCAGGUUCUGAAAAGGAAAGCUCGAUUCCAAGUGCAGCUGUCAACUCCCAGAGCAGCUGUGUGCCCACGGAUGGAGUGUCCUUGCAGAACGUGGUCAUCUCAAGCUCCUCUCACCAGAGCAGCACAACCUACAUGGUGGUGAACACCAAAUCCCUCCCAGUGACUGUCAAAUCUUCAGUGCUGCCCUCCGGACACCACCUCCAGAUUCCAGCUGAUGCAGAAGUGAAGUCUGUCCCAGCAUCUCUUUUGCCACCUGCAAUACAGCAAAAAAUCCUGGCAGCUGCAGCCACCAACGUGUCUGGAGGGGCCGACGGUACAAAAACGCCGACGGUGAUUUACGUGUCACCCGUGAACACCGUGAAAACCUCCCAAGUCCUGCCCAAGUGCUUGCAGAGCUUGUGCCCCAAAUCUGCCAUGGAAGUUUCAAAGACACUGGUAGUGACAGCUGCCCAGAAGGGAUCUGGCUCUUCUCCUGAGCCAGUCACACCUGAGGGGCAGCAGUGCCAGCAGACUCCCAUGAAAUGGAUCGUGCAAGAAACUGCCCCACUCUCAGCAGCUUGUCUUAUCCCUGUGAAGUCUUCAAAUAAUGUGGCUUCCAAGAUCCUGAAAACUUUGUCAGACAUGAAGAAUGUAGAAGUUAAUACUGCAAAUAUUUUGCCACUCUGUUCUAAUGGUCCUGGUGGAAGCCAAACCAAAAUCACACCUUUGAAAGAUAAUGCUCUGGUCAUGUACAAUGGGAAGAUCUAUUUAUUGACCAAAAGAGGCUCUGAUGUUCUGUCAGCCCAGGCUGACAAACAAACAUCUUCCUCUUCUGAUGCUUUACCAAAAACGGAGACACCCAAGCAAAUUGAUUCUACUGAAGUCAAUAAAAUAACCAGUAAAGUGGUGAAUCUGCUGUUGUCAAAAAGCAAAGGAGUGGUGCUGUCUCAGAAAGACCCAAACCCAUGUACAGUCUCCAAAAAUUCAUCACCAGCUGGCUUAAAAAAUGACUUAAAAUCCACAUCUGCAGCUCUGCUUAUACCAAGUGCUGAUCAGCAGGAUCCCACUGUAAUCCAGGGACAGAAUUUGCCCUUCACCAAGAGCAUUUCUUGCAGUGGAGUGAUCCCAGUUCCAGCAGUAGGGAUGCAGGAAAGUGUGUGGCAGAAUGGCAAAGACAAGAGUCAUUCCCCACGAGCAGCUGUGCUACCUCAGGCUAAGCAGGAAUGUGCUGUCAGUGAAGAAUGGCCAAAGAUCCAAUGUGAAAAAAUGGAUUCACCGGGAAAGGUUAUUCAAAUCAAACACCAGGAGAAGCAACACUGGAGACAAUUCUUGGAAUUAAGGAAAAAAUUUGGUCUCUUUAAGGAGGAGAGAGUUUACCUUACGAGAAUACCAUUAAGGGCCUUCUGUGAGAGUCCAGAAGAAGGGGUUUGUUCCAGUGACAGUUUGGAAAGGAAAAAUGAUUCUUGCAGUUCAUCCUCAUUGGAUGUGGAAAUAAUGAAUCAUCAUCAGGAAUGUGUUAAAGAGAAAAAGAUAGCUGUGGAUCUGGAAGAGGAUUUGACUAGGAGAAGGAAAAUAAAAUCUUCACCUUUGUUGGACAGUGGGAAGAGGAGGAGAACUUCCAUCAAAUCAGCCACAAGUCCCAGUUUAGAAGUCAGCAGCUCGAGUUGCAGUGCACUUAGCAGGAGUGUGUCACCUCCCGCAGCCUCGCCGCCGCCGGCUGCUCCCACGGGGAGGGACUCGGAGCAGGACACGUUCCCCCGGAGCAGUGACACCACCCACCCGGGCAUUUCAGCUUUAGUGACUCCUGAAGAGGAUGCUUCCCUUCUGGAAGGUUCUUUCCGAGAUGACGCCUUCCCCGUGGCUCCCCCAGACCUGGAUGAGACAAUCCGGGAUGAGAAAAUCAAGCGACUGAAGCAGCUGCUGCGGGAGCGGGAGGCGGCGCUGGAGGAAAUGCGCCGGGAAAUGCAGCAGAGCUGAAACCCCUGCCCUGGUGCUCCCAGCCUCGUGCAUCACCUCUUCAGGGACUUCAGGAGGAGAUCCCUUGCUUAAAUGAACAUUUCUGGCAGAUGGAAGAACUAGAUGAAAUUUGUGUGUAUUUAGAGAACUGUAGGUUUUUGUUAAAUGCCAGAAAUAAGAGACUUGGACCAUCAAAUUCUACUUCUGGGACAUGAUCCAAGAGCACAGACAUUUUUACCAUUCCCCAUAUUUUGAAUCUAGGGGUUCUGUAUUAGUCUUAGGAAAUAAACUUUCCCCUUUCAAAUUCCAUAGCCUGGCUCUUAGAACCCCAAUGCAAAUUGCAAACCCUAGUUGUAGAUACUUUUUUGUUUGUGUUUCUCACUGCAUGAGAACUUUGAAUUCCUGAGAACUGUCAGUUUUCAGAAGAGGUCAACAGUCAGUUGUUAAUAAAUGCUAUUUAAAGGAGCUGGGAAUUAGGCUGUAGACAGUAACAAUGCAGGUAUUUAUACAAAACCUUUUGCAGAUGAAGACAGAGGCAGGAGGAGCCCUUUGACAGUUUGGAUUAAUGGAUCUCCCUGUCAUUAUUGUGAGCCUUUAUAAGGCCAUGGCCAGCUCCAGCUGUGCAAUGUGGAAAUUUGGUAGUGGGGUUGUUUUGCAAGAUGUACUUUUUUUAAACAGAAUUCUGUUAAUAAUAAUAAUUUCUCAAAGCUAAAAGACUUCUUGAUACCUGGGUGGUAUUUUUAACAAUCCUCAAUGAGUGUCUUUUAAUUUGUUGCUGUUUGAACAUGUCUCUUCCCACCUUCAUUUACGGUACCUUAGUUUGCCUUGUUGGAGGGGAUGUGCCCUCAGACUGUCUUUACAUCCUAAUUUUUAUAGAACUCCGUGUGUAUUUUCCCACAUGCUCUGUUGUAUGUGUAGGGACACUUUUCCUUGUCCUCUGUUGUCCAUGUCUUUGAUCCUUGCAGGUUCCUUCUGCAGUUUUUCAGUUUCUCUUCCACCAAUUAAUAACUUUUUUUGCCAGCAGAGUUUGUGAUUGUCUUGUUCUUGUCUAUUUAUGUUUAUGUUUAACAUCACCGAUCCCAGCAGAGCUCUGCUGCGGAUUUGUGUUCACAGGAGGCUUUUUUACUGUCUUUGCUUUUGUUUUUAUUCUUAUUUUGUUUAAUUUUAGUCAAAUUUUCAUCUGCAGGGUUUUCAUUUAUUAUCCCGUGGAUGCCCAGUUUAUCUAUAGGGUUUUGGUGUUGGAUGGAUGUUUCUUAGAGAGCUUAGUCCCAAAUUCCUUGUUUAUAUAAUUUUUGACAGUGGGAAAAAUUCCAGUGGAUUGGAGAAGCAGGAGAGGUUUUUACAAGGGAAGAAAGAAGUUCCUGCUCUGAAGAAUCACAGAAUCAGAGAAGGCUUUGGGGUAUAAGGGACUUUUACAGCUCAUCUCAUUCCACUCCCUGCCAUGGGUACCUUCCACUAGCCCAGGUUGCUCCAAGCCCUGUCCAGCCCAGCCUGUGACACUUCCAGGAGCAGGAAAAGCUUGAGCUGGACCAAGGUGAUGGACCAGAUGCACAGUGGUGGGUGAGGAGGGAGGGUAAAUAAUGGAAAUAAAGUCUGCAGUGAUUGAGGGUACUUGGUAGGAGGGAAGUGUGGUGGAACAAGCAAGUCAGGGUGGUACUGUGGGCAUCCAUGGGCUCACUGUGUAUGGAAUGGGUGUUCUGGGACAGACACCCACGUGCUCCACUCGCUCCCCUCCUGUGGGAUGGGGGAAAAUGGAAGAAUGGAACUGUGGGUGAAGAUAAAAGCAGUUUAACAGGUCAAGCAAAAAGCUGCUUACACAAGAAGUAAAAUCAAGAAUUCAGUCACCACAUCCUGUCAGCAGGCAGAAGAUCAGCCAUUUUCAGGGUCUCUGUGUGCACUAUUCACUUGGAAGACAAAUGCUGUGACCAGAAAUGUUGUUCCAUCCUCCUGCUUUCAUAAAGCUUUUAUUUGCUGAGCAUGGCCUCCUGUGGCACGGAAUAUCCCUUUGAUCAGUCUGGGAAGACUGCCCAGGCUGUGUCUGUUCCCAGUUCCUUGUACAUCCCCAAAUUCCUGUCCAUCCUGAGCCUGCUAGGGGGUGCACAGCGAGAGAAGGAGAAAACCCGGCUGUUGUGGGAGCUGUCCUCAAAACAGGUGUGUGAUCAGCAGUCUCCUCAAAUCCCAAACACGGCGUCACCUGGGGCUACUGUGAAGGACAUUGACUCCAUCCCACCUGAAAGGAUGAAGUGGGAAUUGGGAAGGGCACGGAGGCAGCCUCGUGUCAUGUCUGGUGUUGCAAUCACCUGCAGAAGAUACUCUUCCAACAGAUUUUGCUCACUGUUCUCUAACAAGUGUCUUUCCUCUCUUUUACAAUGAUCUCAAGAAGUAAUGAAGCUGAGUUGUCUUAUCCUCUUGUUUCACUGGAGGAUUCCAGCAUUGAUGUUCUACAAUGCACCGUCUUCUUUCUCCCAGAACCUCUUUUCCCUGACUAAGCAGUCCAUUUGCCUGAGUUUUUUGUAGAGAAAUAAAAUACUCAGAAGUUGGGGAAGAAUCCUCACUACAAAGUUUUGAAGAAACGUGACCAGGAUUUGGUUGUCCAAUGUAGUGAUGGAAAACACCUGGUUCAGUUCAGAAAAACAGAGUGAAACCAAGUGUGGAAGAGAGAGAUCUUCCUUGGAAUGUGAGUGCAAGGUUGGAGGGAUCACUGAGAGCCAGGAGAAGCCUCCUGAUGUGUCGAUGGGGGAAAGUUGUGCCAAGAGGAGCAAAGGGGCUUCUGACAGCCAAGGACCUUGAGGCUGUUGGAGCUGCUCCUCAUCCUGUCCAUAGCACAGGAUUUUGCUGCCCUGUUCAUCCCUGAACUCCUGCGAUUCAUGACGAGUCUGUGACAAGAAUCAGAGUUCUGGGAAUGCUGGCUGUCACCCCAGGAGUGAAGGGGACCAUCCCUGAAUGCAGGCCAGGCUGGCAGGAAGGUGUGACACACUGGGAUUGCUGUGCUGAGUACAUACAAAAUCCAUGGAUUUAGGAUCUGAAUUACAACUUACUUCAAGCAAAUUCCUGGGAAUAAUUGGUGGUGGACCUUUUAGGAAUUUCAGAGUCCAAAGAGCAGAGGUGGCAGUGAGUGCUGGACAGAACAGAUCAGGAAGAUGGUGCAAGUUGUUACCAUCAGCCACACCUGGUGCCUUGGAGUCCCUGGCCAGGGCUGUCCCUCUGCCUGUCUGUACUGGAGACCCACCACAGCUUCAGAACUUCUGUGUGAGGCACAAACCUUCCCAGAGGUCUGUCCCAGACAGAAUCAUUGGCUCAUUUAGAUUGGAAAAGACCCUCAAGAUUAUCAAGUCUGACCGUAAACCUGAGGUGGCCAAGCCCAGCACUGACCCAGAUCUGGGCAUUGCUGGGUGCACCCCAGGAAGCCACCUGGGGGUGGUUUUUAUGGGCUGUACCAGGAACACCCAUCAGAUCUAGCUCUGCACAGCAGCAGUGUCAUGUUCAGCACACAGCAGAGCAUAAUUGAUCCAGGAGGUUCUGGAAUGCACUGAGGAUAAAUUCUUGUGCUCACCAGCAGGGAAGACCUGGUGGGGAAAGAGAAGCUCAAGGGCAGCCUGGGCUGAGCGAACAUGGAAUGGUGGAUUCAGGAUCCUCAGGGCAACAAGGAGAGCACAGUGAUCCCUGGGAUUCAGGGUGUCACCUCAGGGAUCUGCUCGGUUGAGUCUCAUGGGAUAAAGCCUUGGAGGGAAGAGGGACCCAGGAGAGCUGGUUGAUAUUUAAGGAUCACCUCCAAGCCCAGGAGCGAUGUAUCCUAAGCACGAGGAAGUUGGACAAAAACUCCAGGAGGCCUCUGAGGGUGAACAAGGAGCUCCUGGACAAACUCAGAGAGAGUGGAAGCAAGGACAGGCAGCCUGGGAGGAAUACAGAGGGAUUGUCUGAGCAGCGAGGGAUCAGAUUAGGAAACUUGAAGCCCUGAUGGAGUUAAAUCUGGCCAGGGACAUCAAGGGCAACAGAAAAUCUUCUACAGGUACACUGGUGAUAAAAGGAAGAUGGGACAGUAUGGGCCCUCUCCAGAAGGAACGGGACACCUGCUUACCCAGGACAUGGAGAAGACUGAGAUUCUCAGCGUUUGUGCCUCAGUCUUCACUGGGAAGUGACCCAAUUAUACCACCAGAGUUGCAGAGGCAAAGGCAGGGACUGGGAGAAGGAAGAACCAUCCACAGCAGGACAAUCACAGAAUCCCAAAACCUUUAAGGUUGGAAAAGCCCUCCAAGGUCAUCAAGUCCAACCUGUGACGAAUACCCACUUUGUCACUCAGCCCAGAGCACUGGGUGCCACGUCCAGGAACUCCUUCAACACCUCCAGGGAUGGCGACUGCAUCAUCUCCCUGGGAAUCCCCUUCCAGGAAGAAAUUCCUCUGGAUGUCCAACCUGAAACUUUCCUGGUACAACCUGAUGCUGUUUCCUCUUGUCCUGUCCCUGUUCCCUGAGAGCAGAGGUGUUUCCCUAUGGGCUGCUCAAAGGAUGGGGUGGCUUUGGGUCCAUCCCAUCUGGCCCUAAGUGCAGGGUAUGGAUCGGCCCCCUGGGCCCAGGGGAGCAGAGGUGAGGCCGGAGGCUCCGCCACCCAAAAGGAUUUGGGCUGAGGAGCACUGGAGAGAGGAGGGUGAGAGAGGUGAACCUGGGUGUGGAGGAAGAGACAAGGAGACACAACUCAUUAAUAACCUUCAUUUAAUCCUUCAUGACAUUGGAAAAUGUAGAAAUGUCACAGACUCAUUCACAGUACCGGUAACAUUUGCAUUUCUGUGGGUUAAUAGCAAAGCCCUUGAGAUGAACUACAAGACAAUCACUUCAUACUUUUUUAAACAUAAAAUAAAUGUUUAGAAAUAACA
Molecule: messenger RNA, 7751 nt
Organism: Poecile atricapillus (Black-capped chickadee)
Lineage: Eukaryota; Metazoa; Chordata; Aves; Passeriformes; Paridae
Gene: LRIF1
Product: ligand dependent nuclear receptor interacting factor 1
Exons: 6
Coding region: 671-2902 (743 amino acids)
Biological process (GO): regulation of DNA-templated transcription
Molecular function (GO): nuclear retinoic acid receptor binding
Source: RefSeq, a predicted model, not a curated record